Molecule: messenger RNA, 2565 nt
Organism: Penicillium waksmanii
Lineage: Eukaryota; Fungi; Ascomycota; Eurotiomycetes; Eurotiales; Aspergillaceae
Exons: 5
Coding region: 1-2565 (854 amino acids)
Cellular component (GO): plasma membrane
Molecular function (GO): calcium-activated cation channel activity
Source: RefSeq, a predicted model, not a curated record
AUGUCAAGCAUUACUGACCCCAACAAUGAUCCCAAUGUCGGUUCUGCCCAAGGAAAUGCCUCGUCUACAUCGGGAGACGCUGUAAGCAGCCUCACUGGCGAAGGUGGAUCGUCAGCCACGGCGCUGAUGAUGACCUUGCUGCCAGCGUUGAUCUAUGCUAUUUUCUUUGUUGCUAUUUUCCUCAUCUUCCGACGGACGCAGCGUCGAUGGUAUGCACCAAGAUCACAUCUUCCGGAUAUUCAUGAGCAUCGUCGAAGUCCAGAACUACCCUCCGGUUGGGUGAACUGGCUCGGUACGUUUUUAAAGAUUGAAGAUAACCAUGUUUUGCACCACUCAUCGCUGGAUGGAUAUCUAUUUCUACGAUUCUUGCGUGUGAUGUGUGCAACAUGCUUCACUGGCUGCCUGAUUACCUGGCCGAUUCUAUUCCCCAUCCAUGCAACGGGUGGGAAUGGGAACGGUCAGCUCGACAUGCUCAGCUUCAGUAAUGUCGCGAACCCUACUAAAUAUUACGCUAAUGUGUUCGUUGCUAUCGUUUAUUUCACGUUUGUAUUCUAUGUCGUGACCCGUGAGAGUCUCUAUUAUGCGAACUUACGUCAAGCCUAUCUCAACUCUCCGGAAUAUGCCUCUCGAAUCUCAUCACGUACAGUUCUCUUCAUGUCGACUCCAGGCAAUUAUCAGAACGAGAAGAAGCUGCGACAGAUUUUUGGUGAUUCCAUCCGCCGGCUCUGGGUCACAUCUGACUGCGACAAUUUGGAGAAGAUGGUGAAUGAGCGUGAUAAGAUUGCAUUCAGAUUAGAAACCGCCGAAACCAGAUUAAUCCGAGCGGCAAAUAAGGCACGAGUAAAGGCGAUCAAAACGGGUGAAUUUUCAUCAGAUACCUGUCUCGAUUGCGAGUCAAGUAACCCUGCCGGAUCCCACAAAAUCAAACGUCCAACCCAUCGACUGAAGCUUUUCGGAAAGAAAGUGGACUCGAUCCAUUGGUAUCGGUCGGAGCUGGUCAAAAUCACCGAAGCGGUGUCUAUUCUUCAGAAGAAACACCAGGAUGGUGACGCGAAACAUCUUUCGGCAAUCUUCAUUGAGUUUAACUCUCAAUCCGACGCUCAGGUCGCUCUUCAGACCUUGUCUCACCAUCAACCUUUCCAUAUGACACCUCGCUUUAUUGGAGUCUCGCCGCAUGAAGUUGUGUGGUCUGCUAUCAAUCUCAGCUGGUGGCAGCGAAUUAUUCGUAAAUUCGCAGUACAAGGGGGCCUUGCUGCCCUGGUGAUCUUCUGGUCAUUCCCUGCCGCCAUUGUUGGAACCAUUUCCAAUAUCUCAUAUCUCGCCAAUCUCCUCCCUUUCCUCGGAUUUAUCGAAGACCUGCCUGAAUUUAUCAAAGGAGCGAUCGAAGGAUUGUUGCCGUCAGCUGCACUAGUGGCCUUAAUGUCACUGGUGCCAAUCAUCUGUCGCAUCUGUGCUAGACGAGCCGGAGUACCAUCCACAGCCCGGGUCGAGCUAUUCACACAGAGUGCGCAUUUCGUUUUCCAGGUAGUGCAGGUAUUCUUGGUCACAACAUUAACCUCGGCUGCGUCCGCAGCGACGUCGCAGAUAAUUAAAAAUCCUCUUUCAGCCAAGGAUCUUCUGGCUGAGAACUUGCCCAAGGCCACCAACUUCUACAUCUCAUACUUUUUGCUUCAAGGCUUGAGUACAAGUUCCAUGGCACUGGUACAAAUUGCGAGUGCUCUGGUGUUCAAAUUUGUUACCACAUUCUUCGCCUUUUCUCCGCGUCGUCUGUUUAGACGGUGGGCUGAGCUUGGUAGCCUGAGCUGGGGUAAUGUGUUUCCGGUCUUCACCAACAUGGGCGUGAUCGCUUUGACCUACUCUUGCAUUGCACCUUUGAUUUUGGGUUUUGCCUUUAUCGGUCUAUAUCUCGUCUACCAAGCCUAUCGCUACAACUUUUUGUUUGUCUACGAAAUCGACGUCGACACGAAAGGCCUGGUCUACCCGCGCGCUCUGCAGCAUCUCUUAACGGGUAUUUACCUCGCCGAAAUCUGCAUGAUCGGUCUUUUCGCUAUCAAAGGGGCGAUUGGCCCAGUGGUUAUCAUGGUACUUUUUACCAUCGGUACUAUCCUAGCCCACAUGUCCCUCAACGAAGCCCUUGCCCCAUUGAACACAUUUCUGCCCCGAUCUCUGGAUGCGGAAGAAGAGCUCUUCCAAGAGAAAGAGGAUGCUAUUGCCGAGAUCAAUGAGCAGCGUCGCCCACGGCUCUUGGCCUUCUGGAAAUGGUUCCAUCCGAAUGUGUAUAAGGAUUACGCUGCACUACGUCGCAAGGUGCGUCGCAAUGUUGCAGAGGUUGAAUACACCGAGGAAGAGGUCCGCACCGCCUAUUUUGAGCCAUGUAUUGCCGCUCCUGCGCCUACGCUCUGGAUUCCGCGGGAUAGAUGGGGGUUUAGUCGACACGAGAUGGUUGAAACAGACCCUGCCAUCAACAUCACGGAUGAAGGAGCACAUCUCAACGAGAAGAACAAAAUCGUGUGGGAUAAAUAUGAUCCUGAUCUUCCUCUCCGGGAAUUAAAGACUCCGUACUGA